CCCUAGGUUAUUGUAUAUAUAAUAGGCUCCACAUCCUCGUCUCUUCGAUCUCUCGCGUCUUCCCCGUGUGGUUGCUCCAUUCCUUCGUCGCCACGAAUAGUGAGGGAGCAUUUCCCGCUUGCCGAUUCGGUGUGCUGAUUUCAUUCUCAGCAAGUCAUGGCUGAUCAAGUUAGCCACCCAAAUAUCUCUCAAAAAACCAUUUGCCAAUCCCAGCUUGGUUAUAGAUUUUCUCAUGACGUGCACAGUGUUGCUGGUAUCCUCAAGCCUCAUUUGGUAUACCAAAGCUAUUUCACAACUGUGAACUACAUGAAUGCCCGACAUCAAAGUCCAGUUAUGUCGGCGUGCAGAACUUCAUAUGAUGUAUCAAUGCUGUCAUCUUCAUCACCUAUUUUCGUGAAUGCACCUGCAGAGAAAGGGCUUGCAGGUUUUGCUAUUGAUUUUCUCAUGGGUGGAGUCUCUGCUGCAGUCUCCAAAACAGCUGCUGCUCCCAUUGAGCGUGUGAAACUUCUAAUCCAGAACCAAGAUGAGAUGAUAAAAUCUGGUCGUCUUGCUGAACCCUACAAGGGCAUAACAGAUUGCUUUAGACGAACAAUCAAAGAUGAAGGUUUUGUGUCACUGUGGAGAGGCAACACUGCCAAUGUCAUUCGUUAUUUUCCAACUCAGGCUCUGAACUUUGCUUUCAAGGAUUACUUUAAGAGGAUGUUCAACUUCAAGAAAGAUAAGGAUGGAUAUUGGAAAUGGUUUGGUGGGAAUCUUGCUUCUGGUGGAGCAGCUGGAGCCUCUUCUUUACUUUUUGUCUACUCUCUGGAUUAUGCCAGAACUCGUUUGGCAAAUGAUUCAAAAGCUGCUAAAAAGGGUGGGGAAAGACAAUUCAAUGGCCUCAUUGAUGUCUACAGGAAAACCUAUCAGUCUGAUGGCAUUGCUGGCCUUUACCGUGGAUUUAAUAUUUCGUGUGUUGGAAUCAUUGUUUACCGUGGCCUCUACUUCGGAAUGUAUGAUUCAUUGAAGCCAGUGAUACUCACCGGAAAAUUACAGGAUAGCUUCUUUGCUAGCUUUGCCCUUGGCUGGGUGAUCACCAAUGGUGCUGGACUUGCAUCUUACCCCAUUGAUACCGUUCGCAGAAGGAUGAUGAUGACCUCCGGAGAAGCUGUCAAGUACAAGAGUUCCCUCGACGCUUUUAAUCAGAUUUUGAAGAAAGAGGGUGUGAAAUCUCUGUUCAAGGGUGCAGGCGCUAACAUUCUCCGAGCCAUUGCUGGUGCCGGUGUGCUUGCUGGCUAUGACAAGCUGCAACUAAUAGUUUUUGGAAAGAAGUAUGGUUCGGGUGGUGCUUAAGUCAUGAUAUUUUCUGAGAUCUGACGAUGAUGAAAAAUUAGUUUAGUUUUCAAUUACCAUCUUAUUUUGUUUUUGAAUUGUUAGGUUCGAAUAGUUUUGCAAUUUUUUCUGAAACUAAACUUAAAUUGCAACUUUGAGGAAUUUUUUCAACAUUAAACAUUAAUUAUGCUCGCUUCAGAUUUUGAUGAA
Zingiber officinale is the source of this 1521-nucleotide messenger RNA. Its product is annotated as ADP,ATP carrier protein 1, mitochondrial-like. The transcript has 4 exons. The record is from RefSeq and is a predicted model, not a curated record. NCBI's taxonomy places the organism in Eukaryota, Viridiplantae, Streptophyta, Magnoliopsida, Zingiberales, Zingiberaceae. The coding region runs from base 157 to 1332 and encodes 391 amino acids. Gene Ontology annotation, cellular component: mitochondrial inner membrane. Gene Ontology annotation, biological process: mitochondrial ADP transmembrane transport; mitochondrial ATP transmembrane transport. Gene Ontology annotation, molecular function: ATP:ADP antiporter activity.